Molecule: messenger RNA, 1017 nt
Organism: Mya arenaria
Lineage: Eukaryota; Metazoa; Mollusca; Bivalvia; Myida; Myidae
Product: GATA zinc finger domain-containing protein 14-like
Exons: 3
Coding region: 1-1017 (338 amino acids)
Source: RefSeq, a predicted model, not a curated record
AUGUGGUCUUCAAAACAGGCGACAGACAAUGCUAGAAGAGAACAGACACCCAACGAAACAGACAAUGUUAGAAGAGAACAGACACCCAACGAGAAAGACAAUGCUAGAAGAGAACUGACAACCAACGAGACAGACAGUGCUAGAAGAGAACAUACACCCAACGAGACAGAUAACGAUAUAAGGGAACAGCGAACAGACACACAACGAGACAGACAACACCUUAAGGGAACAAAACGCAACGAGGCAAACAACACCACAAGAGAACAGACUCGCAACGAGACAAACAACGCCACAAGAGAACAGACUCGCAACGAGACAAACACCGCCACAAGAGCACAGACACACAACGAGAAAACCAUCGCCACAAGAGAACAGACUCGCAACGAGACAAACACCGCCACAAGAGAACAGACACACAACGAGAAAACCAACGCCACAAGAGAACAUACUCGCAACGAGACAAAGACCGCCACAAGAGAACAGACACACAACGAGAAAACCAACGCCACAAGAGAACAUACUCGCAACGAGACAAACACCGCCACAAGAGAACAGACACACAACGAGAAAACCAACGCCACAAGAGAACAGACUCGCAACGAGACAAACACCGCCACAAGAGAACAGACACACAACGAGAAAACCAACGCCACAAGAGAACAUACUCGCAACGAGACAAACACCGCCACAAGAGAACAGACACACAACGAGAAAACCAACGCCACAAGAGAACAUACUCGCAACGAGACAAACACCGCCACAAGAGAACAGACUCGCAACGAGACAAACAACGCAACAAGAGAACAGACUCGCAACGAGACAAACACCGCCACAAGAGAACAGACACACAACGAGAAAACCAACGCCACAAGAGAACAGACUCGCAACGAGACAAACAACGCAACAAGAGAACAGACUCGCAACGAGACAAACACCGCCACAAGAGAACAGACAUACAACGAGAAAAACAACGCCAGAAGAGAACAGACACACAACGAGACAUACAACGCCACAUGA